Macrobrachium nipponense is the source of this 3058-nucleotide messenger RNA. RefSeq names its product BRCA1-associated protein-like. The record is from RefSeq and is a predicted model, not a curated record. Gene Ontology annotation, molecular function: zinc ion binding; ubiquitin protein ligase activity. Lineage: Eukaryota; Metazoa; Arthropoda; Malacostraca; Decapoda; Palaemonidae. Gene Ontology annotation, cellular component: cytoplasm. Gene Ontology annotation, biological process: Ras protein signal transduction; protein ubiquitination.
UUCCAGAUUUUUGAAGAAAGUUAAAGAAGAAGACUUUAGUGAAAGGACAAGCAUAUACCUGAGACCGGUACAUUUGUAAGAAUAUCGCUGUUCUCGCAAUAACAAAUUCCUAAAAUACUUCACCUGGUUUUUGUUUUACGAUUGUAUUCCAACACUGGCGCAGUUAACAAAAUCUUUCGUCGGGAGCUAAAGGACAACGAAAACAUCUGAGUUUUGACUGGACUGAAAGUGAUGAAAUAGCUAUGUCUGUCAGCCUUGUUGUGUUAAGGCUUGAAACAGCUGAUGAGAGCCCGACGCUCAAGCACAUAGAAUAUCAAGCUCCCAAGACUGGUAAGCGACUGGCUGGACUAGAUCGUGAGGCUAGUCCCUCUGAUUGGCCAUUGCUUGUUACAGAUACUUUGCUUUCAAUCCAUAGGGGUCGCAGGGAGCCUACCAAACUUACUAUCACUACUCUGGAAGAGGAACACAUUGUCAAGGCUUUAGCAAACAGCAACAGUGAAGACGUCUCAGAAUUAAGUCUGGUUAAAGUCAACACCAUGGAUAAAGUUGCCCUUGAGGGCCGAGGAGAGAGUGGAGGUGUACUACCAAGAACUAGCAAAGAAUCAACACCAGGUGCCACUAGCAGUAAAGAAGGAACACCAGGCCCAAGCGAAGAUGGAGUAGGUGGUAGGAGAGGCAGGACAGUAAAGAGAGUGACUUUUGUGUCUGGUACUAUGGUGGAUGUUACACAUGGAAUUCUUCAUUUGUACAAAGAAAACACCAAGACAAGUUUAGAUGAAACAGAAUCUCGUUCUGAAAUGCUGUGUAUGCUUGCAGUCCCUACCUCCAUGACUAUUCAUGAUCUCCUACAGUUCACUGCUCCUUGUGUUUCCGAGAUUCAGCGCAUGAGGAUUAUUAGAGACCAGACACCAAAUCAGUAUAUGGUACUUAUAAAAUUUAGAACACAGGCUGAUGCUGACAUGUUCUACAAUACUUUUAAUGGUCAACGAUACAACUCCAUUGAGCUAGACAUUUGUCGUUUAGUGUACGUUGCCAGAGUUGAAACAACAAAGGAAUCAGAAGAUGGUGGACUUCCCAUUCCAGGACAUACAGAGCUUCCCACAUGCCCAGUAUGCUUGGAACGUAUGGAUGAAUCAGUAGAUGGCAUUUUGACCAUACUGUGUAACCAUUCAUUUCAUGGUGAAUGUUUGGCCAAGUGGGGAGACACAAGUUGUCCAGUUUGUCGGUAUUGUCAGACACCGGAAGAAACUCCUGAUCAACGUUGUUCUUUGUGUGGAUCAGCCGAUUCUUUAUGGAUAUGUCUCAUUUGUGGACAUGUGGGCUGUGGAAGAUAUGUUGGUGGUCAUGCACACAGACAUUUUAUGGAAACCAAUCACUUAUUUUCACUGCAAGUUGGUAACAACAGAGUCUGGGAUUAUGUCAGAGACAAUUAUGUCCAUCGCUUACUGCAAAGUGAGGGUGAUGGGAAGGUUGUAUCAUAUGAGCGUUCAUCUCCAGUACCUGACACAAAAGAAGAGGUGAUGCAAGGGGAAGAGAAACUCACAGCCUUACAGCUUGAAUAUACACAUCUGUUAUCAUCUCAGCUUGAAUCUCAGAGGCAAUUUUUUGAAAAUAAAAUUAGUGAAGCACAGGCUGAGGCACUACAGGAAGCUGAAGUUUCACGUGAAGCUGCUCGACAGCUGUCUGAGGAAAUCCAGGCUAUGAAACAUGAGAUGACAAAUAUCACCAAAGAAAAGCAAGCACAGGAUAAAAAAAUUCAACAACUUAGUCAAAAAAUCACAAAGUUAACCAAAGACUUGGAGACAGAACAGCACUUAAAUCUUUCAUUGCGAGAAGGCAAACAAGAAUGGGUGGCCAAAGUAGUGAAACUGGAAACAACGUUGGAUACUAAAAAUCAGAAAAUAGUAGAACUGGAGUCACAAGUUGGAGAUGUUAUGGCCCACCUUGAAGCUCUGUCAACAGUUAACAGUAACCCAGAACUUCAAGGGGGAAAUGUGUAUAUUCCUCCCAACACAAAACCUCAAGGAGCAAGGCGAAAAAAUCGCAAGUAAAUCCAAAGUGGGUUUAUUUUGUAAAAAUUGUAUUUAUGUUAUUCAAUUUAUGAGUGUCUAUUGUGUGAUGAUCCAAAUCUCAAAAUACAUAUUGCACAUCAGAUGGGAACAUAAAGAAAUCAAGUGCAGUAGUGUGUGUUUCUUGUUACAAGAAAAAAUCAAAAUGUAAUUAUGCAAUGACUUUUAAGUUUAUUUUUCAUACUUAGGUAGCCAGUAUUUUUCAGAUUGUAACAAAUUUUCUAGCAACAUGCAUCUAAGAUAUUUUUUAAAUCUGAUUUUUCCCAAUCCAGUAUUAGUGUUGUGAUUAAGCAGUAUUUCAUGAUAUGGCUUAUAAGUAGCCUUUACGUUUAUUUUUUAAAUUAUACUGGUAUUAAUUUUUGGAAAAUUCAGUACUAAUAAAGUGAUCUUACUUUUGGAUCUCACUAGAAAAUAGUGUGUUAUGUUUAUGUUUGGACUAACAGGAUAAAAAUUUAAUAUUACUUUUUGUUUUUGUUUGUUUUUUUUGUUUUUGUUUGUAAGCACGGUUCUGAAAUGAUGCAAAGAAGGGAAAAAAGCUGUUUAGUUUAUUAUUUCAUGAAGCAAAUCUUAAGUUAGUUUUAUUUAGACUGCCAAAGUUAGUUUUAUUUAGACUCCCUUCUAUUUUAAGAUUAAAAGAAACUGCUAAAUUUUUGUACUAACUGGAGUUGCUAUUUCUCAUUUGAUCAUGUUACUAAAGUCACGUGGUUCUGAAAAGGGCUUAGUGUCAUAUCCCAGCCUGCCUUAACUUUUGUCCAUAAACUGUUUUCACAUUGCUGCUGUACCUGAAUGGAAUAUACACUGUUGUUGGCAGAAGUUGAGUUUUGUUCCAAGAACAAGUCGAAUUUUAACUGGAAACAAGAUUGAAAACCAUCUUUGAACUUACAAUAUGUGUGUAACAUACGUACAUAACCUAUUUUGUCAUGGUACUUUAUUGUACUACACUAUAUACAGUAUAUUAUAAAGUGAUGUGAAUAAAGAUUUUAACGGAA